Aspergillus aculeatinus CBS 121060 is the source of this 898-nucleotide messenger RNA. RefSeq names its product actin-related protein 2/3 complex subunit 3. Gene Ontology annotation, biological process: Arp2/3 complex-mediated actin nucleation; regulation of actin filament polymerization. The record is from RefSeq and is a predicted model, not a curated record. The transcript is spliced from 6 exons. Gene Ontology annotation, cellular component: Arp2/3 protein complex; cytoskeleton. Bases 107 to 670 code for a protein of 187 amino acids. Lineage: Eukaryota; Fungi; Ascomycota; Eurotiomycetes; Eurotiales; Aspergillaceae. Gene Ontology annotation, molecular function: actin filament binding.
CUCACUCACACCCCCCCCCCACUGCCUAUUCUCCUGAUCCAUCAACAGCCAGCCCUCGUUAGACAGGCUCUAAGGGGACCCAUUGCUAUUUUGCUACUAUCACAUCAUGCCUGCCUACCACUCCAUCUUCCUCGAGGACCGGGAUGUCCCCGUAAUAGGCAAUUUCCCCGUCCUCCCCCUCCGCACCCGCACUCGCGGCCCCGCAUACACCCUCCCUCCGCUCCCGCCUAACGCCGAUACCGAAGUGCCCGCCGACAGCGAGUCUUACGACUGUGUCGACGAGAUCCUGUCGCUCUUCCGGGCCAAUGUUCUGUUCCGCAACUUCGAGAUCAAUGGCCCCGCCGACCGUAUGCUCAUCUAUGGAACGUUGUUUAUCACCGAGUGCUUGGGCAAGGUGAAGCCGACGAUGGCUGCUCGCGAUGCGGAGAAGGCUCUGAUCAAUGUUGCGCUCGAUCACUUUGCUAUCCCUGGUGACGUGGCCUUCCCUCUGAACCAGGCUUUCGAGCCCCCUCGCGACCGUCAGGAUGCCGAAACGCUCAGAUCUUAUCUGUCUCAGGUGCGACAGGAGAUCGCUAUCCGCCUGCACGCUAGAUUAUACCCCGGUGGUGUCGGUCCCUCGAAGUGGUGGCUCAGCUUCACCAAGAGAAAGUUCAUGGGAAAGAGCUUCUAAGAUAGACGUUUUAUUGCUUUGAUUUUGCGCCCAUCCAGUCAGCGUGUGACGAACCCGUAAGGACGGCGGCCGAGGUAUUGUCACUUUACUAUAUGUAUAUUUGAAUAUGAGCGUUGUGAAAGCGAAAAUCAACGUGGUUCGCUAUGGUGACGAGGUGACCAGGUAACGCCUAACCAUGGCCGUGGUCUAAGCUUGCAGCAGGGGAGGCGGGAAUAAGUGGUUUAUGUC